Lates calcarifer (barramundi perch) is the source of this 1193-nucleotide messenger RNA. RefSeq names its product actin related protein 2/3 complex, subunit 4, like (gene arpc4l). The coding region runs from base 160 to 666 and encodes 168 amino acids. The transcript is spliced from 6 exons. Gene Ontology annotation, cellular component: actin cytoskeleton; Arp2/3 protein complex. Gene Ontology annotation, molecular function: actin filament binding. Gene Ontology annotation, biological process: Arp2/3 complex-mediated actin nucleation; actin filament polymerization. The record is from RefSeq and is a predicted model, not a curated record. NCBI's taxonomy places the organism in Eukaryota, Metazoa, Chordata, Actinopteri, Centropomidae.
GCGCAAAGAGAAGUACUUGCGGUGCGUGGAGGGGCACGCUUCCUCCGACGAAGAGUUAAAUAUAAAACGAGCACACCCUAUCUGUACUCGACGAUGUAGGAUUUACGGAAGAGGAGUCCCAGGCGUGGCUGAGGAACUUCCGUCUUCUAUAGCACAAAAAUGACAGCGACUCUGCGCCCCUACUUAAACGCUGUGAGGGCCACCCUGCAGGCGGCCCUCUGCCUGGAGAACUUCUCCUCUCAGGUGGUGGAGCGUCACAACAAGCCAGAGGUGGAAGUUAGGAGCAGCAAGGAGCUGCUACUGCAGCCUGUGGUGAUCAGCCGUAAUGACAAGGAGAAGGUUCUCAUUGAGGGAUCCAUCAACUCUGUCAGAGUCAGCAUUGCUGUCAAACAGGCUGAUGAGAUUGAGAAGAUCCUUUGCCACAAGUUCAUGCGCUUCAUGAUGAUGAGAGCUGAGAACUUCUUCAUUCUGAGGAGGAAACCGGUAGAGGGAUAUGAUAUUAGUUUCUUGAUUACCAACUUCCACACGGAGCAGAUGUACAAACACAAGCUGGUGGACUUUGUCAUCCACUUCAUGGAGGAGAUCGACAAGGAGAUCAGCGAGAUGAAAUUGUCUGUUAACGCCAGGGCCCGUAUCGUUGCUGAGGAAUUCCUCAAGAACUUCUGAUGACAGUGUUUGUCCAUGGUCCCACACAAACCGGGGAACGCUCCCAAGGACCAAUCAGCACAGGAGUGGAGAAGUAAACAGCCAAUCAGCGAGGAGAUGAGAGGAACAUGACCAAUCUGGCGAUGACAUCCGUCGUGCCCGUCUUGAGUAUUUCCCUGUACUCAUGAAUAUCAAUGAUUGUAUAUAAUGAAAUAUUUACCAGUUUCAUUUUCAGCCACUUAGAACAAAUCCCCAAACAAAGGCGGGUCCUUAAAGUAUUACUUAAGUUGAUAGCCAUGAGUACAGGGGUAUUGAGAACGUUCCAUUGCAAAUAAAAGGGCCAGGUUUUUGUAUUUUGUGUAUGUGAGUCUGUAUGUUCUGUUACCAUUAUUUCAAACUAAAUUUCCAAAUUUCUCUGUUCAGGAAACCCAUGUUUGAGGAAAGUAGUCUGUGUGGUAUUUAAUCACAUGGAGUAAGAGCUGUCUGUAAAGAAGCCACCAAUCCCACAUAUGAAAAUUAUCAAAGAAAAUAAAAUUCACUUGUUUAUA